Heteronotia binoei (common prickly gecko) is the source of this 1881-nucleotide messenger RNA. It is a transcript of the gene RENBP, whose product is annotated as renin binding protein. Lineage: Eukaryota; Metazoa; Chordata; Lepidosauria; Squamata; Gekkonidae. Gene Ontology annotation, biological process: N-acetylglucosamine metabolic process; N-acetylmannosamine metabolic process; carbohydrate metabolic process. Gene Ontology annotation, molecular function: N-acylglucosamine 2-epimerase activity; peptidase inhibitor activity. The record is from RefSeq and is a predicted model, not a curated record.
AUGGAUUUGCACAAGCUAGAGAGCUGGCACCAGCAGAUCUCUCAGGAGCUGGAGGCGGUGGUGGAUUUCUGGAUCCGGUAUUCCCAUGAUGACAAAUACGGGGGAUUCUUUACAUGCCUCGGCCAAGAUGGGCAAAUUUAUGACGACUUGAAAUACGUCUGGCUGCAGGGAAGGCAGGUAUGGAUGUACAGUCGUCUGUAUCGAACAGUACCGAAGUUCCGCCGCCCAGAAGUCAUAGAAGCAGCUCGAGCAGGUGGCGAGUUCCUGAUGCGACACGCUCGCGUGGCCCCUCCGUCCCAAAAAUGUGCUUUUGUGUUGACCCGUGAUGGGCGCCCUGUGAAGAUCCAGCGUACCAUCUUCAGCGAGUGUUUUUAUGUGCUUGGGCUAGAUGAGCUUGGGCGUGCCACCGGAGAGCCCCAUUACCGGGAGGCGGCCCUGAAGAUGAUGGAGGCCAUCGUGCACUGGGUGCGAGAGGAUCCCACCGAGCUGGGGCGUCCGCAGCUGACGGGAGCCACCCCUCAUGACUCCAUGGCCGUUCCCAUGAUGCUCCUCAACCUGGUAGACCAGCUCUCUGAAGGAUUUGCCGAACUGGGGAGCUGGUCGGCUCAACGAAUCCUCCUCCAUGUGCAGAGGAACGGCACCGCUGUGUUGGAGAACGUUUCAGAAGAUGGCAAAGAGCUGCCAGGAUGCCUGGGACGACAACAGAAUCCCGGCCAUGCCAUCGAAGCCGGCUGGUUCUUGCUCCGCCACACCCAGCGUCGGCAGGAUGCGGCCCUCGUCUCCCAGGCGGUGGAGAAGUUAAUGAAGCAGCCGUUCCGUUCUGGCUGGGACCCUGAACACGGGGGUCUGUUUGCUUUCCAAGACGUGGAUGGGCUGUGCCCCACAAUGCUAGAGUGGAGAAUGAAACUUUGGUGGCCUCACACGGAAGCCAUGGUUGCCUUUCUGAUGGGCUUUGCCGAGACUCGGGACUCAGAGCUCCUGGAAAUGUUCGACCAGGUAGUGAAAUACACUUUUGCCAAGUUCCGGGAUCCAGAGAGAGGGGAGUGGUUUGGCUACCUGACCCAGGAAGGCAAAGUGGCGCUCUCCAUCAAAGGAGGACCAUUCAAAGGCUGUUUCCACGUGCCCCGUGCUCUGCAUAUGUGUCAAGAAAUCCUGGAGUCGCUUAUAAAGGAGGCGAAAUCUCACCCCCAGGAAUGAAACGCUCAGUGGGGGGAACCUCCCCCAACGUCGUCGGCACUAUGACGUCACCUGAGAGGGACAUCAUUGCGCCAGCAACAGGGCGCAGCGGCCACUCUAGGUGUUUUUGGGGGAAUUCUAUGGUUUUCCCAGAUGUUCUAGCCAUUUGGGAGGGGAAACUCUAUGGUACAUUAGGUGCCAUAGAGUUUUCCCCUCCCAAAUGGCUAGAGUGCCCAGGAAAACAACAGAGUUUUUUUUUUAAAUGCCUAGAGUGGCCGCGAGCGCUGGUGCAACAACAUCACUUCCGGAGAGCAGAGGGGACUUGGCAACCCUAGAGUCAAGGGCCGGAUCUCCUCCAUAUUCUGCUCAAGACUGGCCUGAAUUCUUGCCCAAUCUCCAGAGAACACAGCACUCCCCGCCACCUGCGGCUCACUCCAAACUGCCAUCUUUUAACCCGUGACUAGACCGGACUUGGCCGUCCUCUGUUCGAAAGAUGCUUGCUGCGGUGACAAUUCCCUGUUUUUCAGAGGGGGCAGCUCCUUGGAAUGAGCAGAAUUCGUAUUUGUCAGAUUCUGGGAAGUUGGGGGGAAAUUUAUGCCCACCACUGUGCUUAUUACUGCCUAUCAGUGACCCUUUUUUCUUGAGUCUCCAAAGGGAUGUGUGCAUUAUGGAAUCAAUAAAAAUAGAUACAUGAUCUAAGGGAAA